Molecule: messenger RNA, 252 nt
Organism: Thlaspi arvense
Lineage: Eukaryota; Viridiplantae; Streptophyta; Magnoliopsida; Brassicales; Brassicaceae
Source: the annotation of a GenBank genome assembly
AUGAUGAUGAUCAAGAAGUAUCUUGUGCUCACACUUGUGGUGAUCUCUAGUCCAAUCUCGAUUUACGCCGGAAAAGACCUGAUGAUAAGGGAAUGCCACAAUGCACCAGUCCCGACCAUAUGCAUGCAAUGCCUCGACUCCGACCCAGCCUCCGUCCGUGCCGCUGACCCUGUUGCUAUCGCCGGCAUCUUGAUAAACUGUCUCGACUCUCAACUCCAUAUCCUCGCCAAGCAAGUUUUCGCUUAUAUCUAA